AUGGCGCUCUUGCUUCUCGCGCUCGUCGCGCUCGUCGGGAGCGAUUCCGGGCUCCGCGCGGCCGCUCUGGGCUCCGGCGCGAGGUCGGCGGCGCGCCGUCACGGGGACCCCGCCUCGAGCCACGUCCACCGGGCGGGUCGCGGAUCGUGGAGAGGACGCGCCAAGUUCAGGGACGACGACGUCUCGGGCGCCUCGACGUCUUCGAUUUUGCGCAACGCCCCCGGGCCGAUCCCGGGGCUCGUCGAGCACGUCGACGCCGUCUCGGGCGCCACCAAGUUCCGGCUGGUGUCCUUCUGCAACCGCGCGUACUGGCCUUUUCUGCACGUCGCGACGCAGAGCGUUCGCGCGGCGGCGCCGGACAUGUUGCCCUACUGGACCGUGCUCGUCCCCGACGAGGGCACGGCGGAGUUCGUCCGUGACAAGGCGUCGGACGUGGACGUGUUCGUUGACGACGACCUGCGGGGCAUCGUCGCCGCGAACGCUGAAAAGUUUGACGACACGCCCGACGGCGAACGCGCCGAGCGAGCCGAGCUGCGGCGGCUGAUGAGCUGGAGGAGGGUGCACGCGAUGCACGGUUUGUUGGACGCCGGGUACACCACCGUGUUCAUCGAGCCCGACGUGGUGUUCGCCGGGGAUCCCACGAACGUGUUGAACGAGGUCCUCACCAGAGCCGACGUCGCCGUGGGGAGCGACUACGGUAGAGGUAAGUACGCCAGGCGACACGCGAAUACCAAAGUUUUAGUCGCGAAACCGACGGCGUCGGCGAAGGCGCUGUUCGCAGAGUGGCAGGGCGCCGAGGCGAACGAGGGUGCCGACGGUGGGUCGACACGCACCGAGCGCGCCUACCUCCUGCGCACGAUCCUGCGUGAAGGAAGGAAAAGGAGAGGUUCUGGCGCGGUGGUCGAGGUUCUGGACGAGACCGCGGUGGCGAGUUACCUGUCGCACCCAGCGGAUGAUAUGGAUGACGCUAGUAACGACGACGGCGCUAGUAGUCUCGGCGCGCGCGGGUCCACGCGCACGAUCGAGCGCCCGGUCAUGAUCACCGGCGGGGGAUGCGACGACGUCAACUACAAGCUCAACUGGCUCAACCAGGCGGUGCUGAGGUACGCGUUGCCGCCGGGUCCGGAGGGUCGGAAACCGUUGGACUUCGAGGCGGUUCGCGCGGGGUGCGACGAGGCGACGCGGCGGGUGGCGAUGAGGGAACGGGCGAGAAGGGGUGGUAAACACCGACGCGAACACCACCGCCGCGAGAACCACGACGACGAGUACGAGUGA
Molecule: messenger RNA, 1275 nt
Organism: Micromonas commoda
Lineage: Eukaryota; Viridiplantae; Chlorophyta; Mamiellophyceae; Mamiellales; Mamiellaceae
Exons: 1
Coding region: 1-1275 (424 amino acids)
Source: RefSeq, a predicted model, not a curated record